Molecule: messenger RNA, 747 nt
Organism: Symbiodinium sp. CCMP2456
Lineage: Eukaryota; Dinophyceae; Suessiales; Symbiodiniaceae
Source: the annotation of a GenBank genome assembly
AUGUCGUUCGGCUUCGCUCCACGGAAAAUUGGCAAAGCGGAUCUGCAGUUGACCGAGCGAGAUCUGAAUGAUGCCGCGGAAGCCCGCCAAGGGUGGAAGCCGAACACAUGGACACUCGAUCAAGCCGCACGCGUCUUGCUGUUGAUGUCGCUGCCGGCCGAAGAUGAUGCGGCCUAUUUCGCAACGGUCGAAAAGCUGUUUCAGACCGCCGAAAUUCGCGAGCAGAUUUGUCUCUAUCAGGCCCUCCAGUUGUUGCCGCACCAGGAACUGUUUGACGACCGAUUGUCCGAAGGCAUCCGCACGAACAUCAAGACCGUCUUCGAGUCGAUCGCCCAUCACAACCCACUACCGAUGGAGUUGAUGACGGAACAUGCGUGGAAUCAGAUGAUUCUAAAGGCACUGUUCAUCGGUGCGGCACUCGAUCCGAUCGAAGGUAUCGACCAGCGUGUGAACCCUGAAUUGGCCCGAAUGCUGAUCGACUUUGCCCACGAACGACGGGCAGCCACGCGGCCGAUUCCCGUGGAACUGUGGCGUGUCGCAGCUCCGUUUGCCGAUGAAAUAGCAUUAGAAGAUAUGAAGGCCUUGUAUGCCUCCGGCGAGCAGCUCGAGCAGUCUGCUAUCGCUUUGGCACUGGUAGCAACCGCCUCGGACGAAGCGGACGUCAUCCUGAAAACCAAUCCCGAAAUCGCCAAACGUGCCGAAAGCGGCGAGAUCACCUGGCACGCGAUUGCGGAAGCGGCGUAUUAA